AUGGGUUACAUACAGUUCGACAAGGUGGACGUGCCCGAGGACAACGUGGUGUCGCUCGGGCACCUGAACAAGCAGCUUCAGAAGCAGCUGGAGAGGCAGCUGGAGAAGCAGCUGGAGAAACAGCUGGAGAAACAGCGCGCGGAUCCGGCGCCGGACGCGGCAGCCGAGCGCCGCGGUCACGUGCUGCGCACCACCGCGUCGCCCACGUCCGUUUCGACGGCCGAGAUCUGGCGGCUGCUGCUGGACGCGGACGCGGCGGCCGCCGCCGCGGCCGGUAGCGGCCGGGUUUCGGAGCCCGUGGAAAAGCCGUCGCUCGACGAGGAGCUCUGCGGGCUGCGGUUCGACACCGUGCCGGCGCCGAUGUCGGCGCCGGCGCUGGCGCACAGCGGCAGCUCGACCCCCACGACCGUGGGGGCGGGGCUGGAGCUGCAGCUGCAGCUCGGGUUGGGGUUGGAGCUGGAGCUGGGGGUGGAGAUGGAGACGGAGAUGGGGCUGGGGGUGGAGCGCGACGUUUUAACGUCGGGGCCCUCCGGCGCCGGCGGCAGCUGCAGCGACCUCGACGUUUUAACGUCGGCGGCUAUCGCGUCGGCGGCCGCCGCCGCUUCCGCCUCCGCGCCCUUCCAGUGCCCCCACUGCCCCUCCCACUUCAAAGUCAAGGGCUAUCUCACCCGGCACAUGAAGAAGCACGCCGCAAACAAGGACUUCCGGUGUCCCUACUGGUCCGCGCACUGCAAGUGCCACCCCACCGGCGAGUUCUCGCGCAAAGACACCUUCAAGACGCAUCUCAAGAGCAUCCACUUCGUCUACCCCGUGGGCGUCAUCAAGUCGCAGCGCAACCGCUCCAAAGGGCGCUGCGCCGCGUGUUUCCAGGAGUUUGAUUCCAACUCCGACUGGCUCGCGGUGCACGUCGAGACCGGCGCCUGCAAAGGGCUGCCCGCCGUCAAAAGUGAGGACGGGCCGUGGCAGUACCCAUAG
Lachancea fermentati is the source of this 975-nucleotide messenger RNA. Lineage: Eukaryota; Fungi; Ascomycota; Saccharomycetes; Saccharomycetales; Saccharomycetaceae. The record is from the annotation of a GenBank genome assembly.